AUGAUGUGGUCAAAUCAAACUGAGUUAAAUGAAUUCAUCCUUUUGGGUUUUUCUAGCCUAGGCCAGCUCCAGAUUCUCCUCUUUGUUGUGUUUCUUCUUAUCUACAUAGUGACUCUGAUGGGAAACACCCUUAUCAUCUUAAUAACAAGAAUGGACAUUGCCUUGCAAAAUCCUAUGUACUUCUUUCUCCAGAAUCUGGCCUUUGCAGAAGUUGGCUUUAUAACAACUAUUGUUCCAGAGAUGCUGGUGAACCUUUUGCCCCAGAAAAAGACCAUUUCCGUGUCAGGAUGCAGGGCACAGAUCUUUGGUGUAGUCUACUUUGUUACUAUGGAGUGUUUCCUAUUCAUAGUCAUGGCCUAUGACCGCUUUGUCACCAUAUGCAAUCCUCUACGAUAUGCUAUCAUAAUGGGCAGGAAGUUCUGCAUGCUUUUGGUGACAGCAGUGUGGACCUCGGGAAUCCCUGUUGGAACAACAUUGAUUAUUUGGCUGUUUAGUUUCCCAUUCUGUGGGUCCAAUACAGUUCCCCAUUUCUUCUGUGAUGCUCCACCAAUUCUACAGCUUGUCUGCGGAGACACUUCCAAUGUGGAACUAUUUUCUCUUAUAGGUACACUUAUAAUUAUACUCUGUCCCUUCUUACUGAUUCUGGUCUCUUAUACCUAUAUUAUCGGCACCAUCUUAAGAAUGCCUUCAGCUGAGGGGAGACGGAAAGCCUUUUCCACUUGCUCUUCACAUAUCAUUGUAGUGACUCUGUUUUAUGGCUCAACCAGUCUGACUCACUUUCGACCCAAAUCAAGCUACUCCGCAGGAACCAGACAACUACUUUCUUUGUCCUACACUGUUUUCACACCCAUGCUGAAUCCUCUUAUCUAUACCUUGCGGAACAAGGAAGUGAGGGGUGCCAUGAAUCGAUUGCUGCAGAGAUCAGUCCCC
Molecule: messenger RNA, 930 nt
Organism: Eublepharis macularius
Lineage: Eukaryota; Metazoa; Chordata; Lepidosauria; Squamata; Eublepharidae
Product: olfactory receptor 10A4-like
Exons: 3
Biological process (GO): G protein-coupled receptor signaling pathway
Cellular component (GO): membrane
Molecular function (GO): olfactory receptor activity; G protein-coupled receptor activity
Source: RefSeq, a predicted model, not a curated record